This is a messenger RNA of Metopolophium dirhodum (rose-grain aphid), 1672 nucleotides long. RefSeq lists its product as uncharacterized. The record is from RefSeq and is a predicted model, not a curated record. Lineage: Eukaryota; Metazoa; Arthropoda; Insecta; Hemiptera; Aphididae. Bases 635 to 1672 code for a protein of 345 amino acids. The transcript is spliced from 7 exons.
AAAAAACUGAAGUGAUCGUACAAAUGUUGUUACUCAUUGAAUCCAUCAGAAUUCCAAUGGCCAACGGUGAGUAAUUACAUAGAUUGAUAAUGGAUAGAAAAGAAGAGAAGAUGUUGGGAAUAUUACGCCAUAAAACGAAGAUUUAUACAGUAAUAACGAUUUAUUAUCUAUUGAUUAUAAAGUACCUACGUUGUUUAUUGUUGAACUAUUAUGUAAUAUAAUGUACGUUUGUAUUAUGACCAGGAUAUGUUGACAAAAAAUGUGGACGAUACCAUAGAUAGUACGAAAAUUCUUACCAAACACUGGGAAAACAUAUUGUUAAAAUACCAUGACACAGAGUUGCAUAGUCGAAUUUUGGCAAGUCAUAUUAUACUACGUAUUCUUACUCAUAAGAGUGAUUUGUAACUAGAUAGUAAAUUAAGUAAAAAAAACUAUCUAAUCUGUGAAUGUAUUUUUUCACCCGAAAAACAUUAAAAACAACCUUACAUUUUAUUAUUAUUUAAGCUAUCGUUGUUUGACACUUUCUAUACAAUUGCAUUUUAUAAUAAUUGACAUUGAAAUGAAAUGCUUUACAUUUUAAUAUUAAUUCUAGUUUUACAUUUUUUAGUCCUCCCAAAGAUCUCUAACUGUACAAAUGGAAUUUAAAGAUAAAAUAAUAGAGAAAUUACAAAACGAGUUGGACGAAUGCAUAGAGUAUCGUUGUAGGACUGGUCAAAGAAAUUUGGAAUUGGUCAGUGCCACAUUAGGUGCAUUUAAAAACGAAAUUGAAGAUAUACAUCACCAAUACCAGGCUGAAUUAGAAUUAGCACUACCUGUAGAUUUGGCAGAACUAGAGGUCAGGACUAACGAGAACGACACUUAUUGGAAAAUGCUAAAAUAUGAUAGUAAAGUGGUACAACUUGAGAUAGAUAAGUGGACAUCUGACAUAAAAAAAAAACACAUUGAAAAUAUGGACAUCGAACGUGGAAGGUUCGAAUCAAUUAUGAAUAAAUUUUGUUGGAAAGAUUACAUAAUGCAUUACACGAAUAUGAAGGAUGUAUAUUCUUCUACUUUGGAUGAUUAUCUGAAACAAACUCAAAAUACAGCAACAGAAUACUCGAAGUUCAAAUCAACAGACGAACAAUUAUCAAUUACAACAAAAAAAUUAAAAAUUCGAAUCAAAGAUUUAUUAAAUAAAAUAAGUACCUUGGAAAAGGAAAUGGGCAAACCUAAAUUAUUCAAGGAAUUAAAUAUAUUAAUACAAAAAAGAGAUGAAGUUCAAGAGGGUUUGAAACAUUUCCGAAAUAAGGUUGCAAAUAAUUCUAAGCUCGGCCUCAGACAAAAGUCACUUCUUUGCCAAUCUACCAAACAGAUAAAUACCAUUUUAAUCAAUAUUUUGAAGAGGGGUGAGGAUAUAAUAAAAUGUAUCCACCUAUGUCAAGAAUUGGAAACACCCGAAGACAAAGCUAAUAAAAUUCCAAUAUUUGAUGCACGUGAAAAUAUUGAAGAGCCUGAUCAUCAAUCAACAAUACAAGGGAUAUUGUUUAACAUUCAAUACCGUGUAUCAUCUGUAAAAAACGAAUGUAAAAUUUUAGACGAAAAGAACGAAAAAUUACAACAUGAAAAUAAUGUAUUAAAAGAAAAAAUAUGUGACUUUGUGAAUCAAUUAGAAAUGAAAAACUCUAAUAGAUAA